Cuscuta epithymum is the source of this 6333-nucleotide messenger RNA. NCBI's taxonomy places the organism in Eukaryota, Viridiplantae, Streptophyta, Magnoliopsida, Solanales, Convolvulaceae. The record is from the annotation of a GenBank genome assembly.
AUUAUUCUGAUGCAAGAUGCGAAGAUAACACAAGCUUCUGCUGGGCAUGCUCUUCCCCUCAUCCCCGCGUCUGAAGCACCCGGGCUCUCCUACCUUCACGCAACUCUUCUCUUCUACAGCAGCAUUACAUACCCGAUCACCUCCUCCCUGUUCCGCUGACAUCCUCAAACGAUGCAGGACUUCUAUCAAGGCCAAGCUCAUCAUCGCCGGCGGCCUCCAUGCCGAACCGGAGAUGGGGCGGUCGCAGCUUGUAUUCUGGUGGAACAAUCUGAUCAAGCGAUGUAUCUUCCUCCACUCCUACGACCACGUUGUUCCUCUCUUCCGCGAGAUGCUGAGACUACAAUGGACUCCAGACGGCUACACUCUCCCUUACGUGCUCAAGGCUUGUGGAGAGCUAUCCUCCUUCCCUAGAGGCGAGUCUGUCCACGCUUUUUGCUUGGUUACCGGACAUGACAGUAACGUCUAUGUACGCAACAGCCUCAUAGCAAUGUAUGGGAGGUGUGGAGCUCUGCUUCACGCACAGAAGGUGUUCGACGAGACGGUUGUGAGAGGAAUUCACGACGUCAUUUCCUGGAACUCCAUUGUCGCAGCUUAUGUGCAGGGAAAAGAUUUCAGGCGAGCUUUAGGCCUGUUUGGCGCCAUGAUAUCUAGAUGCGAUCUCAACUUGCGUCCUGAUGUUAUUAGUUUAGUUAACGUAAUCCCCACAUUUGCUCCUUCAAGAGAAUUGCGGUUAGGAAAACAAGUCCACGGGUAUGCUAUUCGUUUAGGUUUAUACGAGGAUGUCUUCGUGGGGAAUGCGAUGGUAGACAUGUAUGCUAAAUUUGAGCAAAUGAAUGAAGCCAACAAAGUGUUUGAGUGUAUGGAGGUGAAAGAUGUGGUUUCAUGGAAUUCAAUGGUGACUGGGUACUCCCAGAUAGGGAUGUUCAAGGAGGCAUUAGGAUUAUUUGAGAGAAUGAGACAACAAGAGAUCGAUUUGAAUGUUAUCACAUGGAGUGCAGUAAUCUCAGGGUAUGCACAGAGGGGUCUUGGAUAUGAAGCUCUGAAUGUCUUCCACGAGAUGAUGCUUUCUGGGACAAACCCUAACGUUGUUACUCUUUCCUCGGUUCUUUCUGGUUGUGCUUCUGUUGGAGCAUUGAAUCAAGGGAGAGAGACUCAUUGUUAUGCCAUCAAACACAUAUGUCAUUCAGAGGGGAAUAAUGAUAUUGAGGAAGAGGAUGAGGAAGAUAAAAUGGUCAUUAAUUGUCUUAUAGACAUGUAUGCAAAGUGCAAGAAAGUAGAGGUGGCUCGUGCCAUGUUUGACGCCAUUGAAUUAAGAGACCGAAAUGUGGUGACAUGGACUGCGAUGAUUGGUGCAUACGCACAACAUGGAGAUGCCAAUGAGGCGUUGAAACUCUUCUCAUCAAUGGUAAAGGAAAAUCUUUCCUUGGUCAUACCAAACGGAUUUACGCUAUCAUGUGCUUUGAUGGCGUGUGCCCGUUUGUCUUCUCUUAGAGUUGGUCAGCAAAUUCAUGGAUACAUCUUGCGUAACCAGUAUGAAACAUGCAUGUUAUUCGUGUCUAAUUGUCUCAUUGACAUGUAUGCGAAAUCUGGUGACAUUGACACUGCGAGAACAGUAUUUGAUAUCAUGGCCUACAAAAACACCGUUUCGUGGACCUCACUGAUGACCGGAUACGGAAUGCAUGGUCGGGGUGAAGACGCUCUUAGAGUGUUUGAAGCAAUGCAGAUGCACCAGGAUUUGGAGAUUGAUGGUGUAACUUUUUUGGUCCUGUUGUAUGCUUGUAGCCAUUCUGGCAUGGUGGACAAAGGGAUGAAUUACUUUAACAACAUGAUAAAAGAUCAUGGGGUCAUUCCCGAGAUUGAACAUUAUGCUUGCAUGGUUGACCUUUUGGGCCGUGCCGGUCGUUUGGAUGAAGCAUUGAAGCUGAUACAUGAUAUGCCUGGAGUGCCCACCUCAAUAAUUUGGUUUUCUUUGUUGAGUGCUUGCAGGGUUCACAAGAACGUUGAGAUUGCGGAACACGCAGCGGCCAAAUUGUCAUACUUGGAAGCAGAGAAUGAUGGGUCGUACACGUUGCUUUCAAACAUUUACGCAAAUGCCAGGCGUUGGAAAGAUGUAGCCCGUGUAAGGUCUCUAAUGAAACACUCUGGAAUCAAGAAGAGACCAGGAUGCAGUUGGGUCCAAGGAAGGAAAGGGACUUCAGUAUUCUUUGUGGGAGACAGAAGCCAUCCGAUGUCCGAGGAAAUAUACAAUCUCUUAGCUGAUUUGAUCGGUCGUGUUAAAGGGAUGGGAUACAUUCCACAGACGAGCUUUGCCCUACAUGACGUGGACGACGAGGAGAAAGGCGAUCUGCUUUCUGAACACAGUGAAAAGCUGGCUUUGGCUUAUGGGAUUUUGACUACAGCUCCCGGGUUGGCAAUUAGGAUAACGAAAAACUUGCGUGUUUGUGGGGAUUGUCAUUUGGCUAUAAUCUAUAUCUCUAAGAUCAUUGAUCAUGAAAUCAUUUUGAGAGACUCGAGCCGCUUUCAUCAUUUCAAGGACGGGUCUUGCUCGUGCGGGGGGUAUUGGUGAAUAAAUGCUCUGGUUUUUACUUUGGGAGUUUGGGAUGCGCUUAAGGUCUUAUAUUUGUGAAUGGUAAAAAGAUUAUCUUUGAUGGUUUGUUUAGUUGAUUAGUUCAUGAAAUUAAAUGGGGAGUGUUUUGAGAAGUGUAUUUCUCAGCUCUGUUUUGCCUCAAAACAACAAGGAAGACAGAAUGCUCACCCAGAAGAAACUAGUGCAUCCUCCUUGGCAAGGAAUAUACAAGACUCAUAUUGUUCAUAGAAAAAUAUAAAUCACUCAAAGUUUUCCUCUGUCAUACACUUAUACUCUGAUACCAAAGUAGCAGGGUGGCUCUUCACUUUGUAACCGAGAUGCAGGAUAAAGGUCAGAAGAAUUUUGAAGCCAGUAGGAACUGAGUGUUACCCGGUAUUGGUGUUGGGGUUGCCUUUGUUGAUGAACCAUUAGUCUCGGCAAUCCCUCAUCACGAAAUUUGAUAAAGCAAUUGAACAUAUGAAACUGAUCGUUUUAAAUCUUGCCCCACCACUGAAACAAUUCCAUGUUGUCCCUACUGAGUCUGUGUACUCAUUCAAACCUGCUGAUGGAAGAGAACGGCUGAAAAAGUUGAUUGAUGUUAUUACUGAUACAACAGGAAAAGAAGAUCUCUUGGAGCAUAUGCGUAUGCUGGUCUUGCAAAAGAUUGCUAUGGAAAAUAGAUAAACCAAAAUUGUGCUAGGGAAGUGCACAUCAAGGAUUGCUUGUCAUGUGCUUGAAGCAUCUGUCAAGGUUUUGAUACUUGCAAUAUAUUAGCUUAAAGCUGUUUUGAGGAGAAUCUGUCCAGAGAGAGCAUGAUUGUAAGAACGGCUGGAAAGAUUACCACUUUUCAUUUCAAUAGGAUUCCAAAAGAUGAUAAAUGUCAUGGUCCAACAGCAUCUCAGAGGAAACGGAAGAAACAAAAUCUCAAAACAGAUCCUUUGCUUUCGCAAGAGUCAUUCUGUCCUAUUUGCAAUAGCCCAGUCAAAAUGUCUGACAUACUCCGUAGUAAAUAUGGCACAUUCUGAAAAUAUUCAAACCAGUAUGGAUCUUGUGGAGUUGCGUUGCGUGAGUUGCCGGUUUCAGAUUUUACCUGCAGAGAUCUCAUCUACGAACGCUUUUUAUUCACUCCUACCAGAUCCAAUAAUUUCUCGAGCAAAAGAUGUGAGGUCUAUCAAUCAAAGCCUCCUGCUAAGGUGGGAGCCUUUCCAGCACUGGAAUGAUGAUGAUCUACUUCAGCCUAAGUUUUCAAUACAACAUAUUUGGCUGAAUUGACUUAUGAAAUUCUAGUUGAAACGUCUGAAUCGGCCGAAAUGAUAUUGUUAUAUUUGAAUAUAUUUUAUUAAUGAAAACGAUUAUAUGAGAAUGAGCUAAGAUAGUCAGUCAUCUUUAGCAAUUUCAACCAAUUCGGUCUGAAAAUUAACUUCAGUCUUACUUAUUUUGAUGAUAUUACAAUUCAUCGUUGUGCAAAAUCAAUAAUUACAUAUUUGAUAAAAAAAAUUGAUAGGCCGGAUAAAUGGGCUCUAUAACUUCUAAUCAGUUAAUAGUUGAAAUUAUGUUUGCACAAGUAAAUAUAAACGUGAUUUUAUGAAAUCACAUAACAAAAUCGUUCUCACUGAAAGAAAAUCAUGUUUUGGAUAACCUAGGCCAAAAAGUAAUCAAACUCAUUAACAAAAUCCAUAAAUAAAUUUUGUUUAUCUCCUUUUUUUUUUAUAAAAAGUAAAAUUAAAGUAAAUAAUAUCUUGUAACUACCUACUAUUGUUUCUUUUUUAUAUUAUCCCAUUACAAAUGAAAAAGAAUGUGCACGUUUGACACAUUUGCCCUUGAAAGAAUUCUUCCUUUUGGGCCCUAAUGGAGGUUUUUGAUUGAUUUAUGUUCUUUGAUGAAUUAUGAAAUUUGAUGCAGGAAACUUGGAAUUUUAAAGGCUGGUGCUGAAAUUUGAGUGGAGUAAAAGGCUGAUGCUAAUAUAUGGGUUUCACCGAUUUAUUUAACAAAAUACAAUUCAAUUUCCGUGAAAAUUCUCACUUAAAAGUAAUUGUUUUCAACAGUAUGAAAACUGAAAAGACCUCGUUUAUAAUUGAAAGAAAUUGCCUAAAUAGAUAAAGUAAAAAUGUAGUUUUCCCCUAUGUUGUAAAAACCGGACCGGAGCGUGACCUGGAGCAAUGGCCGGGUCAAGGGUCAACCCGGACCCGGCGGGUCAGCCCGGUCAACGCCUGGGAAACCCGGUCAACAUACAUAAAAUUUUAUACUCCUUAGUACUUAACAUAUAAUAAUAUAAAAUUAAAAUAAAAGCUAAUUAGUCUGCAAAAUAAUGAAAUAAUGUCGAUCCUUUUUUUUUUAUAACAAAUAAUGUUAAUCCGUAAACACUGAAAAACACACAUAAUAUUUUAAAGUAAGUUUUAAUCCUAAUCAUGCCUGUAAUGUUAUUUGAUAUUCAUCUUUUAAUUUUCUAAAUAUAUGUUCUUUCUUAAAUAAACAUUCAUAUAGAUCAUAUACAUUUUGCUAAAAGAAAAUAUGAACAUAACUUUAUUUAUUACAAAAUCAUAAAAGUAUUGUAUGAUUAAGUUUCAAUUAUAUGUGGAAUAUUAUUUAAAAUAUACGGUAAUAAUAUGAUAGCUUUGUAGUUAGUACGCAUGAGUACAUAAGAGAAUAAUGUGUUCAGUAUAGGGGAUGUUUGGAUCUGAUUCUCAAAACUGAUUCUACUCCUUCAGGGAGCAGAAGCAGAAGCUGGAGUGUUUGGGUGAAAUUCCAGAAGCACUUCUAGAGCUCUAAUUUACUCUCAGAAUCAGUUUUUUUAGAAGCUAGGAGGUACCAGCUUCUGAAAACUGAUUCUGAUUCCGCUUCUGCUUUUAGAAAAGAAGCAGAAGCAGAAUCAGUUCCAAACACCCCCUAAGAAGGCUACAUGUAUGAUAAGUCCGUAUUUAGACACACAUUUGAUGCGUGUUGGGAUCGGCUUUUGAUGUUUUUCCUAGCUUUAAGGUGUUACAAGUCUCAAUUUUAGCUCAAGUUAUGUUUACCAGGCGUUGGUUCGAGUUUUGUGUCAUUUGGAGUCAAAAUCAGGAAUUUAGAGUUCGGCACCGGCGCUUGAGAAGCAAUCGGGAUGAUUCAAGAUGUAUUCGAGAGUAGAUUGAGAGAUUUGGAGGUCACCGGUAGGUUCACGAUGAAGAUUUGAUGGCAAAAGAGCUCUAGGAUUGGUUAUGAGAUCAAAAGAAGACGAAAAGAGCUUGAAAACGACGAUUAGGAUGACCUUCUGUCAAUCGUUCAAGCAUAUCUUCUUGUAGAAACAUCCAAAGAACACGAUUCAAAGUCCAUGUGAAAGCUAACUUCAAGGGCUACAAAUCAUAUGGAGACACCUUUGCAAGAAUCGGAGGGAAAGAAGGUGAAACCAAACGAUGAAGUCAGAUGAUCUCUGCUGCAAUUUCAGAAUGAUACCUUCCACCGUUUUGAUCAUAUCUCUUAAUUGGUUGAUUCGAAUCACAUUCGGCAAAUUGGGGUGGAUAGAUGACUUCAUUAUCUACAACUUUCAUGAAGGAAGUAUUGCCAAAUUCGGAAGUUAAGUAGGCACGAUCGUGACCUCAAAGUCAGGCACGAUCGUGCGUGAAGAGAAAGCAUCGCGGAGCUACUUCCAGUCAGGCAUGAUCGUGCCUGCCCAAAAUGCGCGUUUUUGCUCCGGAGGCAUGAUCGUGCCUGGCACCGUGCCUGCCUCCAGAAAUCCUAAUUCAGCUCAAAUUUCACCCGAUCUUUCUAUUUAAAUAGCCUGUAAACCCCCG